UCGUCCUCACGAAGCAAAGUUUCUAUGAUACACCCAAAAUCAAGGCCUUGUCUGUUGUACGACCACACCCUUGCCCUCCAAUCACAAUGUCCAGCCAACCGAUCCCAAUCCUUGUCACUGGCAAGGGCGAGCCCGUUGGACGUGUUGUGAUAGACACCCUACAGCCCGAGUACGAAGUAAUCCACUUCACCCUAGCCAGCGCCGUCAAAGAAGAACUCCCCCUCCUCCUCACCAACAAACCCCCCGCCAACCCAAGCAGCACCCUCGGCACCGGCCACUGGUCCGCCGACCGCCCGCCCCAAGCCCUCCUCCUAGGCGGCGCCUACCAGGACGCCGACAUCGAGAGCCUGACGGCGUUGGUCGGCGCGACGGAAGGAGCCGUGCAGAUUCCUUGGCUGCGGGUUGAUACGCGCAACAAGGCGCCGCCUCUGCAGCAGCCUACCGAGGCGGAGCUGCGGGAGUAUGGGAUGGAUGUGGCAAGGAGGAUGAAGGAGAUGCUGGGGCAGCUUGGGGCUGAAGGGAAGCUUGGCCCAGGAAACGGCCGUGUUUAUUUGGUUUGAAGAUAAAUGGGGGUGACUGUCUUUUGGUGGUGGUGGACCUUGAGAGCCCAGUGCGGUUCUGGGAUGGGGGAUUCGUUUGUUAGUCGUAAUGAGUUGUAGUCUUGGAAGUCUAUGGAGCCCUCAUAGACUUGUUCAUCUGCGUGAAAUAUAGAGGC
This is a messenger RNA of Cryphonectria parasitica EP155, 715 nucleotides long. RefSeq lists its product as uncharacterized. The transcript is spliced from 2 exons. The record is from RefSeq and is a predicted model, not a curated record. The coding region runs from base 87 to 560 and encodes 157 amino acids. NCBI's taxonomy places the organism in Eukaryota, Fungi, Ascomycota, Sordariomycetes, Diaporthales, Cryphonectriaceae.